CUAAACAUUAGCACUCCUUAAAAGAGUUUAAUAGUUUGAUUAGUUUAGCUUAGAAGCAAAACAAUAAUCAGCCUUGUUUCUUCCCAAGUCUCAACCAGUCAAUCUCUCUCCUCACCAUCUUAUUAGCAGUGCGCGUCUUGAACUAGCAGCAUCUGCUUCAAUUUUUGACAACAAACCCUAAUUUUACUCACUUCGUUUAAUUUUUUGGUAAACUCCAUUGAUAUAUGUUGUCUGAAUUUCUUUGCUGUUUUGAUUAGUUCGCCAUUUCUGACCAUUCAUAAACCUCAAAAAAUGGCGCGGAAAAAGAUGGAAAUACGAUCAAAAACAACGAAAUUGCAAUUAGUUUGGCCAUUCUUCUUCAUCCUUUUCAUCCAUUGCAUCGCCAUUUUUCUCUUCACUCGAGGAUUUCUUCUCACUCGCACUGAACUUCCUCAUUAUAGCAAUUGCUCCGAUAUUUCUCACUCUUCUUGCUUCGAUUCAUCAUCUGUCUCUUCUUCUUCUUCUUCUUCUCCUUCGUCUUCGUCUUCUAGUCAAGAGAGUAAUGCGACUUGUUGGACUAAACCUGCUAUUGAUCGUCUUGUCAUUAUCGUUUUCGACGCGUUGAGGUUUGACUUUGUUGCUCCGAGUAGCUUCUUUCCAGAGAAGAAACCGUGGAUGGACAAGUUACAAGUAAUACAAAAGCUGGCAGCUGAAGCGGGGUCAACAUCUAGGAUUUUCAAAGCCAUUGCUGAUCCUCCUACAACUAGUUUACAACGUCUGAAGGGCUUGACAACGGGUGGAUUGCCAACUUUCAUAGAUGUGGGAAAUAGUUUUGGUGCUCCUGCAAUUGUUGAGGAUAACUUUAUCCAACAGUUAGUGGAAAAUGGAAAGCGAGUUGUGAUGAUGGGUGAUGAUACAUGGUUGCAGCUGUUCCCUCACCAUUUUGAGAAAUCUUUUCCCUAUCCCUCCUUUAAUGUGAAAGAUCUGGAUACGGUUGACAAUGGGUGUAUUAAGCACUUGAUUCCAUCUCUUCGUGAAGGAAAUUGGGAUGUGCUAAUUGCUCAUUUCCUUGGAGUGGAUCAUGCUGGGCACAUUUUUGGUGUCAACACAAUGCCUAUGAUACAAAAGUUGGAGCAGUAUAACAGUAUCGUAGAGGAUGUUGUUGAAGCAUUAGUGAGUCAGUCAGGGCCAGGUGGCCUCCAUGAGAAUACAUUAUUGGUUGUGAUGGGUGAUCAUGGUCAAACAUUGAAUGGCGACCAUGGUGGCGGAAGCCCAGAGGAGGUUGAAACAUCAAUAUUUGCGAAAAGUUUUAAGAAUGUCACUUUUUCAUUACCGCCUGAGCUUGAUUCUGUAUCUUGUGGAUUAAAUGCGGAUGGAAAGCAACUAUGCAUUGGCACCAUUGAGCAGCUUGAUUUUGCAGCAACCAUGUCAGCAAUGCUUGGUGUUCCUUUUCCUUUUGGAAGCAUUGGGCGCAUAAAUCCACAACUAUAUUCUCUUGGUGCUGGCAGUUUUCUUUCUCAAGGUGUUCAGUUGGAAGUUCAUGAAAAUUACUCAAACCUUAUGAGAUGGAUGCAGCAUUAUGUCAAUGGCCUUUGCAUCAACGCUUGGCAGGUGAAGAGAUAUAUUGAUGUAUACUCUGCUUCAUCAGUCAUUGGAUUUCCCUCCGAAGACUUGAUGCAUGUGGCAGACAUGUAUUCUCAAGCACAGGAGAACUGGUUGCAAGUCGUGAAAGGUUCAAUGUCCUACAUGAAUGAAAGUUGUCCUUCAUCAUUAUCUGCACUAAAAAGGCAGAUUGACAUGUAUGUACAAUUUCUUGACAGUGUCGUUGGGCUUGCUCGCUCCAAAUGGACGGAAUUUAAUCUGAAGCUCAUGGUGGUUGGCUUGAGCAUUCUAUUUUUGUCACUUCUUGUACAAGUAGUUGCUAUCAAGAGAGUGGACAAGUUUUAUGAGUCUUCUCUGUCUGCUAGAUGUCCUCAGCUAUCUGUUGGUUUAGUUUUUUCCAUUUUUGCAGUAAUUAUUAGAGCAAGCAGUUUCCUUUCAAAUAGUUAUAUAUUGGAAGAAGGAAAAGUUGCGAUAUUUUUCUUGGGCACAUCAGUCAUCCUCGUGUUGCGUUAUUCAUUUAAGAAGGCAAAGAUGCUAUUAGAAGCAGCUUUAUUAUUACUGCUGGUUACUGCACUAAGAUUUAUUAUGGAAUUGGGACUAUCAAAGCAGGCGGCUAAUCUGUCAAGUGUUGCAUCAAUGAUUGGGAUUGCUGAGGAUCACCCUUUUUGGAUCUUUCUAUCUUUAAGUGUGCCUGUACUAGCUCUAUUUUUAUUAGCAUGCCUGUUGCUCAAGUACCUUCGCAACAACCCUUGUCAGAGGGUCCAAAAGUAUGUAAUAUUGGGAACCAUCUUGUGUUAUGCGCUCAUAGCAUCACACUGGAUUCUGGAUAGUGAACUUCUAUGUAUUCCUGCUACGCUCCACUACAUUGGAAGAAGUUACAUUCCUCGAGUAAUAUAUGUUGUUGGGAUUGCCCAAUUGGUGGUGUUACUGACAACUCAGCUGUUGAUUAGAAAGAGAACCUUACACCAUCAAAAUGACCUUACUAGUAGGAUAAUUGCCAUGUUAACUGCGUGGAGUUCUGCUAUCAUACUAUUGUCAGGGAAACAAGGCUCUGUUGUUGCUCUAGCAACUGUCGGUGCAGCAUGUUGCAUUGUGAGAUUGCAGAGCUUGUCGCCAGUUGCUACAAAUGACACAUCAAGCAAUGUUUCUUUCUAUUCUCUUCCUACUACUCAGUGGAGUCUUCUUGCAGUUGCUCUCUUUUUCUGCAGUGGUCACUGGUGUGCGUUUGAUGGCCUUCGAUAUGGUGCUGCAUUUGUAGGAUUUGAUGAGUUCAUGCUUUUUAGACAAGCAGUUCUUCUAGCUAUUGACACGUUUGGCUUCUCUCACGUUCUACCAAUUUUUGGUCUUGCCAUUUUGGUUUCUCAAAGACAUUCAAAUGAUCAGAAAAGGCAAAGCAAACUCUCCUUGAGUGUGCAAUUAUCUCAGGUAUAUUUGAUGUAUGGAUGCAUCAUCACCAGUGCAGUUGCCUUUAUGGUAUUAUGUGUUACAAUACAAAGGCGGCAUCUGAUGGUAUGGGGAUUAUUUGCCCCAAAAUAUGUUUUUGACGUGGUGGGUCUUAUCCUGACAGACGUCCUUAUUUGUCUGGGAUCGCUGUACUAUAUUGACUCUGUAGAAGACGACUUCAAGCAAAACUGAGUUUCUCUAAAGAAAAUGGCUAUCUACAGAACAUAUUCUUUGGAGAACAAGAGAGUGCAAGGUGAUGGGCCUCAUUCCAAGUUCUAGCCAGCGAAUCAGCAAGGUGGUUUGCUCCUCUUCCGUCGUGUCAAAUGCUAGUUCCUGAUAGCCCUUGGAGUAAUACCCUGCAAUCAUUAGAUAUUUGAGAUAAAUGGCCAUUGAUUCCCUCAUGGUUGGAAAUUGCUUCGUAAUUUAGUUAUCAUACUGCAACUAGUCAAUGUUUUUUGCACCCACUCUAGAGCCAUUAAAGAUUGCUCUUAGUUCAACUUUGCUAGCGUCUAAGGGACGCACAUUGUAAGCCCUCAAUCCAAGUACCUGUAUGGUCUCUACAGAGCUUUUAAUUUCCACGUACAAAGUUUGUUUGA
Molecule: messenger RNA, 3620 nt
Organism: Beta vulgaris subsp. vulgaris (sugar beet)
Lineage: Eukaryota; Viridiplantae; Streptophyta; Magnoliopsida; Caryophyllales; Amaranthaceae
Exons: 21
Coding region: 292-3216 (974 amino acids)
Biological process (GO): GPI anchor biosynthetic process
Cellular component (GO): endoplasmic reticulum membrane
Molecular function (GO): mannose-ethanolamine phosphotransferase activity
Source: RefSeq, a predicted model, not a curated record